This is a messenger RNA of Prunus mume (Japanese apricot), 2322 nucleotides long. The record is from RefSeq and is a predicted model, not a curated record. Lineage: Eukaryota; Viridiplantae; Streptophyta; Magnoliopsida; Rosales; Rosaceae.
CAACCUCAGGCGGACAUAACAAGGAUGUAUUUUGAAUAUUUGGGUUUCUUUUUUUGGCAUGUUCUUUGAAACUCUUAAACAGAGAAAGAGACCUGCAUGCAUAAAAAUCCUUUUUCUUGUUUGUCUCAGUUUGCUGAAUUUGGGUAGGAACAAAGCUUGAUUGGUGGGUCUGAAAAUCUGAGUGAAAAUACCAAAUUCAGUGCUAUUUAUUGGAGCCAGAUUUUUGUCAUUUCAAGCAUAGAUUUCAGCAGUGUGUAUAGGGAGAGAGAUACAUAUAAAAAUCUAAGUGGGUUGUUCUAGAGAUCCAUCUAGAGAUUGGUAUUAUAGAAGAACCUGUAUACAGUAAGUGCAUUUGGUUGAUACCUUAGGGGAAUUUGAGUUUUCUCUGUUAUUGUUGAUAGUGUGAUUUUACUUGGAUAUAGAUGGUGGGGAGCAUUGAGACUUUGAAUCGUAAUUUGUACUCAAAUGGAUCUAUUCAGAACUGUAAUAGUUUGGAAGAGAAACUUGAUGAGCUACGGAGCCGCCUUGGCAAGGGUAAUGGUGAUCCAUUAAGAAUUGUUGGUGUUGGGGCAGGCGCUUGGGGCAGUGUUUUUGCCGCUGUGAUGCAAGAUAGCUAUGGUCAGUUUCGAGACAAGGUCCAAAUAAGGAUAUGGAGAAGACCAGGAAGAGCUGUUGAUAAAGCAACGGCUGAACAUCUUUUUGAAGUGAUCAAUUCAAGGGAGGAUGUAUUGAGGAGGUUGAUACGGCGCUGUGCGUAUUUGAAAUAUGUGGAGGCAAGGCUGGGGGAUCGAACACUUUAUGCAGAUGAGAUUUUGAAAGAUGGAUUUUGUUUGAACAUGAUCGAUACGCCACUGUGUCCUUUGAAAGUUGUAACCAGUUUGCAGGAGGCUGUUUGGGAUGCUGAUAUUGUGGUGAAUGGCUUGCCUUCUACUGAAACACAAGAGGUGUUUGAAGAGAUUAGUAAUUAUUGGAAGGAAAGAAUCACAGAUCCUAUUAUCAUCUCUCUGGCAAAAGGUAUAGAGGCUGCGCUAGAGCCUCUCCCGCAUAUCAUAACUCCCACGCAAAUGAUUAACCGAGCAACUGGUGUACCUAUAGAGAACAUACUUUAUCUGGGUGGCCCAAAUAUUGCCUCAGAGAUCUACAACAAGGAAUACGCUAAUGCUCGAAUAUGCGGAGCUGAGAAGUGGAGAAAACCACUUGCAAAGUUUUUAAGGCAACCACAUUUUACCGUCUGGGACAAUAGUGAUCUUGUUACACAUGAAGUCAUGGGUGGCUUAAAGAACGUCUAUGCCAUUGGAGCAGGGAUGGUCGCAGCCCUCACAAAGGAGAGUGCUACCAGCAAAUCUGUAUAUUUUGCACAUUGUACCUCAGAGAUGAUAUUUAUUACUCACUUGUUGGCAGAAGAGCCUGAGAAACUUGCUGGGCCUUUGCUGGCUGACACAUAUGUAACCUUGUUGAAAGGCCGUAAUGCAUGGUACGGGCAAAUGCUAGCCAAAGGGGAACUAAAUCGGGAUAUGGGUGAGAAUAUCAGUGGGAAAGGAAUGAUUCAGGGUGUCUCUGCAGUCAAAGCAUUUUAUGAACUUCUCAGUCAGUCGAGCCUAAAUGUAUUGCAUCCUGAAGAAAAUAAGCCAGUUGCUCCUGUGGAGCUCUGCCCCAUCUUGAAGACGCUAUAUAAAAUAUUGAUAACAAGGGAGCAAUCAUCACAAGCUAUUCUUCAAGCUUUGAGGGAUGAAAACUUGAAUGAUCCCAGGGAACGCAUUGAGAUUGCACAGAGCCAUGUCUUCUAUAGGCCCUCACUUCUUGGGCAGCCUUUGACUAGUUUUCCAUUGCAAGAUAAAGUGGCAAUAUAACCUUGUGGAAGCACGGUAUUAUUGGACUUGCAUGGUGAAAACAAGCGCAUUGGUUUUUGAUACAUGUUUAAUUUGAUAAAUAUAUAUAUGUUAAAUGGACUUAUUUUUAGCUUCCUAAGGAUAUGAUAGUUGAGUGAUGGACUGAAGAGGAGCAAGUGGUUGUAAUCUGCAAUCUGCAAACUGUUUGGUGGCUCUGGUUGAUUUGCAUGUAGCACACUAAUGCAAUGGCAAACCCGAAAACUUCUCUAUAAGGUGCAGCAAACCGAAACUUCUCUACCCUUGUUUUUCCGCUGUGAAGUUGCCGUCAGCCCAAGUGAUUUUCAUAACUGCUGAGUUUAAGAAGUUGCAAUUGCCAAGAAGGUUGUAUAGGGAGCUGGAUUUACAUUGUAUUGUGCAUUAUAUUAUAAGAUGCAAAAAACGAUGUAUCUCAUAUUUGUAUAGACCUGCCAUGGAAACAGAAAAACUUCCUUUU